Micromonas pusilla CCMP1545 is the source of this 3345-nucleotide messenger RNA. RefSeq lists its product as uncharacterized. Gene Ontology annotation, cellular component: centrosome; centriole. The record is from RefSeq and is a predicted model, not a curated record. Bases 1 to 3345 code for a protein of 1114 amino acids. Lineage: Eukaryota; Viridiplantae; Chlorophyta; Mamiellophyceae; Mamiellales; Mamiellaceae. Gene Ontology annotation, biological process: interkinetic nuclear migration; positive regulation of centriole elongation; centrosome cycle. The transcript has 2 exons.
AUGGUCGCCGCGUCCUCGCCCGCGGUGUACGAGCUCAGCGCUAUCGUGCACGCGGGCCGACAUUUCCCCAAUGACUCGUCGUUCGAGGUGAUCGGGUCGUUCGACGCGGAGGAGAGCACGACGGGCAUCGCUCGCGCGUCGUCCUCGCCGACGUGGGGCGGGUCCCUCGUCUGGCGCCGCGACGCGGAGCAGAUCAGGGUCCUGCAGUCGCAGGGCGCGAAGCUCAAGCUCACGGUCAUGGACGGCGAGCGCCGCCUCGGAUGGGCGGUCGUCGACGUCCGCACGAUGAAGCAGGCGGCGUCGAUCCACGCCCCCGACGGCGAGACCCCGGGGACGUGGCUCGCGCUGUCGUCGCCGUCGUUUAAGGGCGAGAAGGGCCAGACCGCGCCGGAGAUUCGCGUCUUCGCCGCGCUCCGGGAGACGCAACCGCUCCCGGACGGCGGGCACAGCCCGCGCGCGAGCGUGAACGCGCGCGCCGCGCGCGUUACCAACGCUGACGCGGGCGUGGAACGAUCCGCGGAGGCGGCGAGAGCCGACGCGUCGUUCCUCGCCGGCGUCUCCGCCGGCGGCAUCGGUGCGUUCGCGAAGAACGACCGCGCCGCCGCGGACGAGAACGCGCCGCCGGCGACGACGAAAGAAGUGCUGCACCUCUUCUCCCUGUGCUGUGACGUUCGCAGCUUCAAGAGCACGCGACGGAUGCCGUUCCCGACGGCGUCCGUCGUCGUGAAACUCACGCUUCCCGCCGCGCUGCUGGACGCCGUCGAGCUCGGCGGACGCACGCACGCGGCGGUGCAGCACCCGGUGCGGACGAACCCGCCCGCGCAGGUGUCGCGCGCGUCCGAGGUGACGCUUCAGAACGGAAGCGGCGUGGUGGACUUUGGCGCGGGCGUCAUGGCGCUCGCGACGGCGCUCGCGACGGGCCCGAGGUUACUCGCGGAGGUGUGGCACAAAGACAAGUACGAGGACGACACGCUGCUGGGGACCGCGCACGUCUCGCUCGCGCCGCUGCUUCAAGAGCCCGUGCUGGAUGGGUACGCGCCGGUCAUCGCGAGCGGCGCGAGCGGCGAGGCUGGCGCGCCGAAGUCGUCGAACGCGGCGAACCCGGAGACGAUCAAGGUUGGCGAGCUCCGCAUGGUGCUGUCGCUCGCGGAGAAGGGACCGCUGCCGCUGUGGGCGACGAAGAUGUCCGGGUACGACCGGUUCCCGCUGUCGCAGUCCGCGGAGGCGCCGACGAGGCCGCUCGGCGCGGGCGGGUACGUCGGCGCGCCGGUGACGAACUCGCUGAGGAACUCUUUAGAGCGGAUCGACGAGGCGGAUGCCGCGCGCGAACACGUUCGCAAGCAAAACAUGACGGUGAUGCAAGCGUUGAAGUCCUCGUUCGCGGGCGCGUCCGCGGGGAUCGGCCCGGGCGGCGGCGGCGGCGAGGGAGGGUACACGGAGCACGAGGCGCACGCGCACGCGCACGCGGCGGCGGCGCACGCGCCCCCGGGGGCGACCGCGAACAUGGCGCACGGCGUCGGAGAGAGCGUGCAAUCCAUGGACGGCGCGGGUUUACGCAAAGGGAAGGAGUACGCCGUCGCGUGGGAGCUCGAGGUGUGGAAGCAGUCGCAGGAGGCGAAGUGGACGGCGAACAUGCGCGCGAAAGAGGCGGAGCGGAUGGCUGCUCUGGAAGGGGAGUGGCGUCGACGCGAGGCGCAGAGAGAGGCGGAGCACCGCAGGGCGAAGGAGGACUGCUCGAAUCUCGAGAAGAAGCUCUCGGCGGCGCUGUCCACGGUGGAGGAACGCGAGAGGAGGCUCGUCGCCGCGGAGGAGUCGCUGUCCGUGCGCAGAGAAGCGGAGCGACGCGAGCUCGCGCAGCGCAUGAGCGAGGCCCAGCACGCGGUCAGGCGUCUGCAGCAAGAGUGCGAGCACCAGCUCGACAUGGAGAAGGGUCGGAGCAAAGACGUCGAGCGGCAGAAAGCCGCGCUCGAGGAACGCGUCGAGGAAGCGAACGCGCGCGCGGCCGCGGUCGAGAGAGCGUUUCACGGGUACAAGCGCGCGCACUUGGAGUCGUCCGAGGCGACGCUUCACGCGGAGAUCGCGCGGUUGCAAACGCAGCGCGCGGACGCGGAGGCUGCGGCGGCGGAGGCGAUCAAGUCCCGGGACCGUUUCAAGACGCAAAUUCAAAAGAUGGCGAAGCAGGUCGUCGCGCUCGAGCGCGAGCGGACGUACCUUCGCGCGGCCGUCGCGCACGUCGGCGGCGACGUCGGUGGCGACCGCGGCGGCGGCGGCGGCGGCGGCGUCCGCGCGAAGGUGUUCAAGGCCCCGAAGCCGGCGCCCAGCGGCGCGGACUUCAUGUCCGACCUCUUCGGCGUCGGCGGCUCGUUCGACGCGAAGACGACGGGGGGUCCGCAGAUGAUGUCCGUCGCCGCGGGCGUCGCCGCCGCCGGCGCGGGCGCGGACGACGACUUCCUCGCGGACUUCCGGAGCAGCAUCGCGAAGCUGGAACGCGAGGCGCGCGCGGCGGAGGGCGGCGGCGGCGGCGGCGGGAUCCAAGGGUUGUCCCCCGUGGACGAGGGUGAAAAGACGCGACGGACGAGCGCGACCCGCCGCGAGCGCGACGACGACGACGACGACGACGACGACGUGCGCGCGUCCUUCGACGACGGCGAGCGGCCGGCGUGGAGGCCCGCGGGGAGCCCGCUGCGGAACCGUCACGCCGCGGACGAGCGCCCGCCGCCGCGGUCGCCGAUGAAAUCCCCCCCCGGAAAACCGCCGCUGUCGCCGAUCAAACGCGCGGCGGCGCCGACGCGUCCGCCGCGGUCGCCGCCGCCCGCGCGCGCGUCCGAGUCCGCGCUGUCGCAGCUGCGCUCGAAGCGCGUGGAAGCGCGCGCGGCCGCGGGUCUGGACCGCGACCCGCCGCGGCUCGUCGAGCGCAGCUGGAGCGCGGACGACAACGAAGGGUUGAAGGAGCUGUUCGCGUCCGCGACGGAGUACGAGCGCGAAGAAGCCGCGAGGGACGCGGCGGCGGCGACGGCGCGACCGAAGGACGCCGAGUCCGAGGACGACGACUCCGCGACGGACCGCUCAACCGCGGGCGAUCGAUCGGUGCCCGAGAGCAUCGCGUCUUCGGAUUCGGAGACGUCCGCGGCGCCGGCGCCCGCGCCUCUUCCGCCGAAACCCCCGCGCGGGCCGGUCACCGCGGCGACGCUCGCGGAGAAGCGAGCGCUCGAGAAGGAGGUUCGCAGGCUCGUCGCGGAGAGAGCGGAGUUGAUGGGGACCGGAGCGUACUCGUCCAGCGAUCGCGUCAUCGCGCUCAUCGACGAGAAGAUCACGGAGAUCACGCGACGCGUCGCGCGCGGAUGA